UUAUGUUUGGUGAUAAGUGACUGUCACCAGCCGGUGACUGCUAGGUGAUCACCAGAAAAUUUGCAAUUAUGUGAGGUGAUCACUUUCAGUGUCACCGUUAAAAGUGACUAGGCUAACUUCGCUCACUUAUUCCUUCUCACUUCUAUGAAACGUCACUUGAUUUGUUUGGUCUCAUGAUAAUCAAUUCAAGUACGUUCGAAUUUGCCUAGCGAAAGUUAAACUCCGGGAUCUUGGAAAUCAAAUCUUUCCUAGCGCGGAUGGAUGCAAGCGGUGGCUUAUGCAACCAAGAGCAACUACCGUGAUAACGAAAAGUACCAUUAAAAUAGCGAUACUAUCAACACGACGAUCUCCUCACACUAACGGUUGUACUCGUACCGUAUUACGUUUGAAAACGAAAUUGCAUAUACGGUGUAGCCGUAUGGUACUGUAGUGCUCUGUUAUUGCUGCCAAUAAUGCCAACCAAUCCGGUGUCAUUCAUGAAGUGGAUAGUCAGGUAAACUUAUGGAAUGAUGGCCAGUUGAAAUACUACGAAACUCGUACCACUCCGGUCUGAUUAGUCGGUCUGAAAAAUUGUGAUAGUUAACUUCGGCUUACCACCGGUACUUAGAAGACAAUCAGUCACGACGGCACAUGCAGAUUAAUUGAAUCCAACAACCUGAAAAACGGAACACACUAGCCGGAUCCUGGAAAUAGCAACCACCACCGGACAGCGGACUACAGUAAUUCGAACGAAUCUGCGGGUGGUACACCAAGUUAUUCGGUUAUAUUCGGAAAUGUUUUUCAUGUCAAAUAUAUUUUUCGAUGAUACGCAAGACGAAAACGAAUUUCGAAAAAUUCGUUGGUAUAGGCGACAUUUGAGGGAUCGGUCUAACCCGCUCGACCUACCGGAGGAACACUUUUUACAGCGCUAUCGCGUGAGCAAAGAUGUUUUCGCAUAUUUACUACGUGAACUUAAAUUCGAAGCUGGAUACAAGUGCACGUUCAUUCCACCUAUUCUCCAACUUGCUAUUACACUGCAGCUCUUAGGUGGAGGUGCGUACCAGUGGCAAGUGGGUACCGAUUUCAUAUCUCCUAUGGCCCAAUGCACUGUAAGCAAAAUUUCGGAUGCAGUGUUUAAAAAAAUGGAAGAUUCACUUUGCCGUCGCUGGAUACAAUUCAAAUUUAGUGGUAGAACGCAGGAAUAUUUUAUGGCAAACUACAACAUUCCUGGUGUGAUUGGAUGUAUAGAUGGAACACACAUCACGUUUCUGCGUCCUCCACAAGACGAGUACAUGUUCUUUAAUAGGAAAGGCAAACACAGCAUUAAUGCAAUGGUUAUAUGCAACGAGAAAUACGAAAUCCUAGCAAUAAAUGCUAAGUAUGGUGGCUGUGCACACGAUAGUUUUGUAUGGCACCAGAGCAGAGAACAUGAUCUGUUGGAAACACAAUACGAUAGCGGCAGAAGAAACUUUUGGUUGCUAGGGGACAGUGGAUAUAAAUUGGAACCGUACGUAAUAACUCCGUAUAGGAUAUCACCUGACAAUUCGCCGGAAGCGAAAUUUAAUGAGAUACACUCAAAGGCUCGCAGUGUUGUGGAACGGUGCAUCGGUGUUUGGAAAACACGUUGGCGUAUUAUACUAGAAGAGAGAAAAUGUCGUUACUUACCUUCAAAAGUGGCUAGAUUGAUAUACGUAACGGCAGCAUUGCACAAUAUAUGCUGCCAUUUUAAGGUUCCUUUAAACGAAAGAAUUUCUGUUGAUACAGAUGGUAUAGAUGAGACUAUAAGAUUCAGUAACGAAACAUCCACUGCUACCACGAAUCGAGAUAGGAUUAGAGAUGCAUUAUAAAUGUGAUUAAUAUUAGGGAAAAAAGAGGCGAAA
Messenger RNA from Topomyia yanbarensis, 1859 nucleotides. RefSeq names its product putative nuclease HARBI1. The coding region runs from base 774 to 1826 and encodes 350 amino acids. NCBI's taxonomy places the organism in Eukaryota, Metazoa, Arthropoda, Insecta, Diptera, Culicidae. The record is from RefSeq and is a predicted model, not a curated record. The transcript has 7 exons.